This is a messenger RNA of Cajanus cajan (pigeon pea), 1045 nucleotides long. RefSeq names its product EAP30/Vps36 family protein (gene VPS22). The record is from RefSeq and is a predicted model, not a curated record. NCBI's taxonomy places the organism in Eukaryota, Viridiplantae, Streptophyta, Magnoliopsida, Fabales, Fabaceae. Gene Ontology annotation, biological process: protein transport to vacuole involved in ubiquitin-dependent protein catabolic process via the multivesicular body sorting pathway. Gene Ontology annotation, cellular component: ESCRT II complex.
GUUCAAUUGUUUCAAUUUUGAUCGAAAGGAAGCACCUUGCAGAAAACCCAAUUUGCAAAAUUCGUAAAAUUGGAAGAAAGAUUUGGCAGAGGCUAAAGGGAGAUGAGAAGAAGGCCUGGAAUUGGAGGGCUGCAGACGCAUGCCGCUGCGAGGGAUCAAUUCCGUUUGCUCGGUGAAAAUGUCGCAAAGAUCAGAACCGAUUUGAUGAAGGAGCAGCUUGCUACGUUUCGCUCUCAGCUAGAAGACUUUGCUCGCAAACACAAGAAUGACAUCCGCAAGAACCCUGCAUUCAGAUCACAGUUUCAUGAGAUGUGUGCUAAAGUUGGAGUGGAUCCCUUGGCCUCAAACAAAGGUUUCUGGGCAGAGCUUUUAGGAAUUGGUGACUUCUAUUAUGAACUCGGGGUUCAAAUAGUGGAUAUUUGCUUGGCCACUAGAGCCCACAAUGGAGGACUGAUCAACCUGCAAGAACUCUGCCAUCUCCUUCGUCAAAGACGAAAAAGUGAUCGUGGAGUUGUUUCCGAGGAUGAUUGCUUGCGUGCUAUUAGUAAGCUGAAGGUUCUGGGUAGUGGUUUUGAAGUUAUUUCUGUUGGAAAGAAAAAACUUGUUCGUUCAGUUCCAACAGAGUUGAACAAAGACCACAAUGAAAUUCUAGAACUUGCCCAGGCUCAAGGAUUUGUGACUGUUGAUGAAGUAGAGAGGCGGUUAUCUUGGAGUUCCGGCCGAGCUGUUGAUGCCCUUGAUACAUUACUUGAUGAAGGACUUGCAAUGAUUGAUGAUGGCCAUAGAGAUGGUAAAAGGAGGUACUGGUUUCCUUGUGUGUCACCCAUCUCAUCUCUAGUAGGAGUUGAUUCCUGAUAAAUUUAGUGAAAAGGAAAUUGAGGUCUGAUUUUUGAAGGCCUGUGUUUAGAUAUUUACAAUAUUGAAAUUUACUAUUGCUUUUGAUUUCUUGAAUUAUUUGUCCUAAAAUGUGAUUAAUUGUAUGUUUAUCUAGUGUACACAUGUAUGGUGUUUGGGAACCGGAAAUAUAUACUUCAUUUUCUGUAAA